Messenger RNA from Ornithorhynchus anatinus (platypus), 3275 nucleotides. It is a transcript of the gene ERI2, whose product is annotated as ERI1 exoribonuclease family member 2. Bases 73 to 2172 code for a protein of 699 amino acids. Gene Ontology annotation, biological process: exonucleolytic trimming to generate mature 3'-end of 5.8S rRNA from tricistronic rRNA transcript (SSU-rRNA, 5.8S rRNA, LSU-rRNA). Gene Ontology annotation, molecular function: 3'-5'-RNA exonuclease activity; nucleic acid binding; zinc ion binding. NCBI's taxonomy places the organism in Eukaryota, Metazoa, Chordata, Mammalia, Monotremata, Ornithorhynchidae. The transcript has 9 exons. The record is from RefSeq and is a predicted model, not a curated record.
CCCGCCGGGGAGGGGGCCGGAAGUGACGUCGCCCGGCGGGAGGCUCGAAAGGAGCCGGAGCGGAGGGGCAAGAUGGCGACCAAGGCCUUGGCCCAGCAGCUUGGAUUAAUUAGGAAAAAAUCUGCCACUCCAGCUAACCAGAAAAAUCAGGGUAGGAGUAAAUCAAAGCAAUUGUUCGACUAUUUAAUCGUUAUUGACUUUGAGUCAACAUGUUGGAAUGAUGGGAAGCACCACUACAGCCAGGAAAUAAUUGAAUUUCCAGCCGUCUUGUUAAACACGUCAACUGGAGAGAUUGAGUCUGAAUUCCAAUGCUACGUUCAACCACAGGAGCAUCCAAUUCUUUCCGAAUUCUGCAUUGAACUGACAGGCAUAAAACAGGCUCAAGUGGAUGAAGGCGUUCCGCUGAAGAUUUGCCUAUCUCAGUUCUGUAAGUGGAUUCAGAUGAUUCAACAGAAGAAGAAAAUUAUUUUUGCUCCAGGGAUUUCAAACCCUGCAACCUCAGAAGUCAAAUCGUGUGCAUUUGUUACUUGGUCAGACUGGGAUCUGGGAGUCUGUUUGGAAUACGAGUGUAAAAGGAAGCAACUACGAAAACCUGAGAUCUUGAAUUCUUGGAUCGAUCUCAGGGCAACUUACAAGCUUUUCUACAUGAGGAAGCCAAAAGGGCUAAGCGGCGCUUUGCAAGAUCUAGGAUUAAAGUUCUCGGGACAAGAGCAUUCUGGACUGGACGACUCCAGGAAUACCGCCCAUCUGGCUUGGAGAAUGAUCGGGGAUGGUUGCAUAAUGAAAAUCACUAAAUCUCUGAACACGGUGCAGCCGAAGAAGAAUUCCAGUUGCCUUGCUAAAGCUUUAACUGUGAACCAGGACAGAGAGACUGCUAGAUUCAAGAGCGGAGUGCACGCUCCAAGCCCGGAUGGGGUUUGGGUCAGCGACUCCUUGGGUGACGAAGAACCUAAAUUUGGUAAAAAUAAUGUAAGUCCUAACGGAAGAGUUCGGAGAGGGAUCGCCUAUUCCCCAAAGUCCCAUCGAGAUCCGCCAUUCUGCAACGUCAAGACGGGGAAAUACGAUGAAGUUCCAAGUCCUUUAUCCUUUCACAUUAAUGCACCCUCCGCUCCUUCCGGAAAGUUGCAGCCCGCUGACUCGAGUUCCCCGACGAUCUUUCAGAAUCGAAUUAAAAUUGGACAUCUCACAUCUACUCCCAAGUAUAAUUCUUCUGCCCUCGGUUCAGAGUUAGUGCUGGUGCCUACCACCGUUUCAGUCGCUGGCAACAUCUCUGAUUCGGAUAUAAAUCUUAGUCCUGAUUCUUUGUCUGCGUUGGCUAACUGGGAAGAUAUAGCUUUAAUGCCAGACUCGCAAGUCAUUAAAAAUUCAGACUCUGGGCAAACCCCAGAUGACUCAAAUCAGGGGACUUCAUCGAGCCCUGAGAAGACCUCGGUGGUUUCAAAGGAGUCUGCAGGGGCGAAUUAUAAGAACUCUGACAACUUGGGAAUGACAGUCAAUUGUGAGACCCCUCAAUCCGUUGCCUAUAAAAGCCCUCUUACAACUAUUUAUAACGUGAAAAAAGCCAAGAACCAGACACUAAAUGGAAUGACCUUUAAGUUACCUAAAACAAAGGCAAAUGAUUUGGGCCUUUUACCAAAUCUCUCCAAAUCAGAGAAUCAAUCUCCUGUCUACGAACUUUCUAAAAGGAAACCUUCCAGUCCCCAAGCCUUCCCACCGGCUAAAAAGCAGUCCUUCACUCUUCACGAAGAGCAAGUUUCAUCGACCGAUGGCCCCCGGACACCGGGAGGCCGUAGCGCUCGUAAAGUGCCCCCUUCUGUCCUGUCUUCCAUCAUAAAUCUCCAGGAGCCUCGGAAGACCCCGCGUGUCAGAAUGACACCUCCCUUAUGUAAUUGUGGCCGGAGGGCUAAGAGGCUCGUCGUUUCUAAUAACGGUCCAAAUCGUGGAAGAGCCUUCUACAGUUGUCCCGUGGGGAAAUCCAAAGGAAAUGGAAAGAGCUGCAGUUACUUCAAGUGGGAAAAGACCCUUCAAAAGGAGAGAGCCAACGGCUCUAUUUUGUCUCUCUCCACCACCGGGUUCGGUGUCAGUUCUCCUGCAACAAGCCUCAAUUCUUCAGGAAGUUUACAGUUUACUCCUAAAAAAAGCUUAGGGCUCCGGCCUUCUAUGAGGACGUGAGUUGCAUGUCUUUCCUGCACAAUAUUGCUCUUCACUAAACUUCAUAAAAAUGAGAGGCACCCAGCAGACGGCUUCACGACGACUUCAAUUCGCCUCCCGUGUGGUCGGAGGGAUGUCCCUGAGCUGCUUUCGUCUGGAAAAUGGAAGCCGGUUAGCUCUGAAAUGAUGGAGAAAAAUUCCGGAAACUAGUUGGAACAAGGAAUUGCCGGUAAAGACUUCUAGUUUCAACUCCAACUCUGGGCCAACUUAGUCCGCGAUUGAAGCUAGAUUUUCCACCUUAAAAUCUGAGGGGGGUAAAAGGUGUCUCCCGGGUAAAAGGCAUCUGCCAUCCACGAGCAUGAGCCAGUCUGGACCAGGCCAGGCUCGCACGCUCUGUUCGACUCCCCAGACCUCCCUUUGAAGACCGGAUCGGGCUCGGGGCACUGAGAUUCAGUGGAUAGCUGAGUUAACGACCGACCCGGAAUCACCUUCCACAUACGGUUGGCUGUUCCAGUAGGUAACUAGGUAACUGGAACAGCCCACCAGAACAACCCGUGUGUGAGAAGAGCGGUGUGUGAUAGCAUCCCUUAGAUGUAACCUCGGACCCACAGGUGAACGAAUCUAGCCCCACUUGGCUCCAGGCUAGACCCAGACAGUAAGAUGGAACAGUGAAAUUUUAGCUCGUGCCAAAAUUUUAGAUCCUGGGUAUACCGCCUUUUCGAUUGUGCUGGGUGUGCGUGGUGAUUUUAAGAAUUUGCUGCCUGGGCACAAUCUUCCGGAGGCACCCCGAAAUCAUCCAGUUGGGCACUAUUGUGUUGCAACCCCCGGGUGGGAAGCGUGGUUUUAAGGCACUCUGAAUAUCCUGAAUACGGAGAUAAUUAUUGGUCACUAUUUCAUAUAUUAGAUGUAUUGAUUUUUUCUUUAACCGACUCAUAAACAGUCGGAUUACCAAGAUAUCUGUGUCAUGAAGCUACCAAGAAAUGUUUUGUACGAUCCGGGUUUGCGACUCUAGAUAUUUUACGGUAAUGCCGCACGGUACCUAUGUUUUCAUUCUUAAAAUCAGAAUUUGAAUCAGUGAAAUUUUUAAAGCACAUUUUUUAUUAAUAAAAUAAACGUAUAACUGA